Molecule: messenger RNA, 441 nt
Organism: Lachancea mirantina
Lineage: Eukaryota; Fungi; Ascomycota; Saccharomycetes; Saccharomycetales; Saccharomycetaceae
Source: the annotation of a GenBank genome assembly
AUGACGUUGUCAAGUAUAGUUUUUGCGAUCUUGCAAACGUUUUUUUACUAUUUUGCAUAUAUUCUUAAAUGUGCCGUUCCUUUGUGUGCCCGAACGGCGCGUGAACACCCUGUCGCCACCAAUAUAUUUGGGUAUGUGGUCGCAACGUAUAUUUUAUGGAAGGUAUUCUGCCACUUGUUGGCUACGCUAAGAAAAUUGAUUUAUGUUGCGGUUGCUGUGUUAGCCGUUCUGGCUUGGAUUCGUGGUCCCCACCGUGUGCUUUUUCAAGAUAUCCCAACCAUAGUUCACAUCUUCCGCACCGAUGCAGACAUUCAGCAAAUGUGGCGCGACGUUCAGAAAUACAUGCAUACAUCACACCUGCAGAGACUUGUGUCAGCCACUGCCAUCUCGACGCUAGAAGAAAUGCGUCUCCAGUUUUUGAGAGUUUUUUCUACGUUAUAG